AUGGAAGGAUCAGUUACGACAGAAGUACAUCACCAAGAACCAUCGGCCAAGCGCAGGAGGGUGCGCAAAGGGACGCGGUCAUGUUGGGAAUGCAAGCGGCGGAAGAUCCGGUGCAUCUUCUCAACCCCAGACGAUGUCGCCUGCAUCGGCUGCCAGCACCGGCGUGCUCCUUGCAUCAGUCAGGACCUGCCCGAGGAUCUGUCUCCGGCAAGAAAAGGCAGUCGGCAUCUCAGCGAACGCAUCGCCAAAGUCGAAGACUUCAUCAAGGACUUUGUUGCUAGCAAACAUGCUGCUGAAGGAGAGCUACCGCAACACAGGCACUCGGAUCAACCAAAGUCUCGCUCAGAAGAUUCAGCGCCCGUAUCGAUACAAGCUACACUCACGCGCAACUCGCAAAGUGUAUCAGGUCGAACCAAAACCGAGACAACAGCGCUUCAUCAUCUAUGGGCGGCCUUUCCAGCUGAAAAUGAUGCGAAGAUCCUGCUCAGGGAGAGCCUGAGACCGUCGCUUUAUACCCAUUUCAUUAACACCCAGCCACAUAGUAAGCUGACGCUCGAGUCGCUUGCCGUGCCGCACCCGAUAGCUCAACUUCCUGGUCCCAACACCCAUCCGGUCAUUCUGGCCAAACAAAUGCUCAUGUUCGCAAUCACACUACAGAGUCCGUGUGGAGAAAAGGUUCGGGGUCUUUCUGAACCACAAAGCGUACUCAUGAGCCGCUUGAAGACGGCUGCAACGACAUGGAUAACGACCAAGGAGGAGAUGCACGGCACGGUCGAGAGCCUGAUUUGCAUCAUCCUAGAGGGAGUCUUUGAGGUGAACUCUGGCAAUCUUCGACGGGCUUGGGUUGUUUAUCGCCGGGCAAUGACAGUAGCCCAGUUGAUGGGCCUGCACCGGUCCCCGAUGCCACCCCUGAAACGCAUCGAGCCAGAGCUGCGCGCAGACCCCGAGUUCUUGUGGUUCCGCAUCGUGUAUAUGGACCGAUACCUCAGCUUAUUGCUUGGUCUCCCUCAGGGUACAACCGACAACAGCAUGGGAGCCAUAUCGGCUCUGCAACAUGAACCACCCCUCGGCAAAUUCGAGCGACAACUCACCGUCAUUGCGUCGUGCAUCUUGGAACGCAGUGAAAGUGCAUUCACCCCAGGCGCAAUCAUGACAACCCAAUCCAUCGAUUCAGAGCUAUUGAGGCUUUCACGGAGCAUGCCCACCAGCUUUUGGCGGCCGGCAAAUUUCCAUAGCCUUACCCCUGGAUCGCCGGAGAGCCUGUUGGAAACCGUACGCUUGUCAGCGCAGGUCUACUACUAUGGCUUAUUGAUUCAUCUCCAUCUACCAUAUAUGAUGCAUGGAAUAGGCAGUCAUAUCGACCAUGAGUACUCCAAGAUCCCUUGCGUCAAUGCCGGCCGGGAAAUAAUGACGCGCUUUAUUGCUCACCGGACAUUCAACCCCAUGUCGUCCUGCUCGCGGCCCGUAGACUUUUUUGCACUCCUGGCGGCAAUGACUCUCCUGCUUGCUCAUCUCGAAGCUCAUCAUCAUCGAGAAGCGACUAACAUCCUUGCUCACCAACGCUUGAGUGACCGCGCCAUACUAGAGCAAGCACUGGAGCGAAUGGAUGUCAUCAGUAACAUGAACAAGGACGUAAUAACCGGGAAGAGUGCCAAACUGAUCCGACGCCUACUCGACAUCGAGGCGGACGCCGCUGACGGACGCAGCUACACCACCAGAAGCGUAAUAAAAGAUGACGACGAGGGACAAGAGGGUACUGGGAAGAAAAAUGACGAGCUUCGCUUGCAUAUCCCGUACCUCGGCGUAGUCAAGAUUGCCCUCCAGGAUCCUAUCUUUUGCGAGGUGUACGAACCGCACCGAAUAACGCCAGUCGAGUUUUCACAGACGGGGCCAACACUCGCCGUAUCCAACGAUGCGCUCACGUCUCUCCCUCAUUCGUCGUCCACGGAGGAACAACAGCCACUUAACCAUCUGCACGACACGGCCCAAGGCUCACCCUUUCAGGGGACCCCGCCAGCAUCAGACUGGCUGAACGCGCAGUUACAUGAACAGCCCAUUCUGCACGACUCUAGCCCUAGCCAAGACGACAUCACUCUGCAACCGCAUGCGGGGCUUCCUGCCAUCACGGCUGGUGUUAAUGACUGGACUUUCCAGGGGGUCGACAUGGCCUUUUUUGAUAGCUUGAUGAGAGGAAUGCCCGGCGUGGAUACGGCCGAGUUAGAGCAGUAA
Messenger RNA from Aspergillus fischeri NRRL 181, 2229 nucleotides. RefSeq lists its product as uncharacterized. Gene Ontology annotation, molecular function: zinc ion binding; DNA binding; DNA-binding transcription factor activity, RNA polymerase II-specific. The record is from RefSeq and is a predicted model, not a curated record. Gene Ontology annotation, biological process: regulation of DNA-templated transcription; DNA-templated transcription. Lineage: Eukaryota; Fungi; Ascomycota; Eurotiomycetes; Eurotiales; Aspergillaceae. The coding region runs from base 1 to 2229 and encodes 742 amino acids. The transcript has a single exon.